AUAUUCUCCAUUUAUUUGCAAUGAGGGAAGGCCUGCACUGCCUGAACAUUCAAACUAGUUGAGGGAAUAGUUUACAGUGAACAAAUUCUCUUCCCCCGUCCUCUUUGUAUUUGCAAGAAUUUAAAAAGCAAGAAACACACUCAAGAAAAUCUAGUUAUCUUUUCAAUCAAGUCGUUGGUCUUUUCAGUGUUGAAUAGCCAUGCAGGUUUAAUAAGAGAGAGAAGGCGGUAACUAACAGCUAAUGUUAGCUUGUUGACUUCUUGCCUUUGGACAUACAGUAUUUUGUCAUUAAGAAACAUUACCGAGGGAUUAUUAACCCUGGCCACCGAGUGGAAGAGAAGUUAACCGGCGUCUGAAAAAAUGAUUAUUGAAAACCUAGAUUCAUUGAAAACGUGGCUUUUUAAAACCCUCGAACCAAUUUGUGAUGCAGAUCCAUCUGCCCUCGCUAAAUACGUCGUUGCCUUGGUGAAGAAAGACAAAAGCGAGACGGAACUCAAAGCCCUGUGUGUCGACCAGUUGGACGUAUUUCUACAGAAAGAGACGCAGACUUUUGUCGAUAGACUCUUCGAAGCCGUCAACUCCAAAAGCUACCUACCUCAGCAGGACCAUCAGCCAGGUUCCGUGGGCAAAGCGGAGGGACACCUGACCAGGACGGACAAAGACGACCCGAGGAAAGACGAGCCAAGUCGUGAGGAGGACCGGGACAAGAAGUUCUCCAGGAGAGUGAACUACAGUCCCCCUUCCAGCUCCCGCUACAGUAGAGACAGCAGACGAGGGGAUGACCGUAAAAGGGACGACCGUACCAGGAAACGUAAUGAUUAUGACCGCAUCCCCCCGAGACGGGACUCGUACCGGGACCGUUACAACCGGAGGAGGGGCCGUAGCUACAGCCGCAGUAGGAGCCGGAGCAAGGACCGGGCCAGGGACCGGGAGAGAGACCGAGACCGCAGUAGCAGGAGUCACAGCAGGAGCCACUCCAAGAGCAGAGAGCGGGAUGCUGGGAGGUCAAAGUACGAGCCCGAUCGAGGAGACCGGGGGACGGAGGUUGGAGCUGGUGAAGGCCUCCUGCCGAUCCCCACGGCAACCGCCACGUUCCCCGUGCCCACCCUCAGCAGCACCAUCACGGUGAUCGCCCCUCAAGGUAACCACAGCAACAGCAUCGCCUCGGUGACGGACAGCUGGUCGGACUUCCACCCGGAUCAGUCACUGGACCGGCCCCUUCCGCCACAGAGGAAACGUUGCCGUGACUACGACGAGAAAGGCUUCUGUAUCUAA
This is a messenger RNA of Oncorhynchus nerka (sockeye salmon), 1275 nucleotides long. Its product is annotated as RNA-binding protein 26-like. NCBI's taxonomy places the organism in Eukaryota, Metazoa, Chordata, Actinopteri, Salmoniformes, Salmonidae. Gene Ontology annotation, cellular component: nucleus. The record is from RefSeq and is a predicted model, not a curated record. The transcript is spliced from 7 exons. Gene Ontology annotation, molecular function: RNA binding. Gene Ontology annotation, biological process: mRNA processing. Bases 361 to 1275 code for a protein of 304 amino acids.